AUGGGUCCGUCCUGUACGCUCAUGAACACAAUGAGUGUGCAGGAGACUGUUUUCGGUGCCGUGACCCGGAUUCACGCUUCAGGCUGUUUCUUCGUUGUUCCUGAGGCUGUGGAUCAACACCAGCUUGAAGAGAAGGAGAGGAAGGGCAAAUAUUCCAAGAUGGAGGCUGAGCGGGAAAGCAUGAGGCAAGGCAUCAGAGAUAAGUAUGGCUUGAAAAAGCGCGAGGAGGCCGAGGCUGAGGCAGCAGCUGCGGAGGAGGAGCCUGCAGAGGGCAGCUUGACUCGACCCAAGAAGCUGGUGCGAGCCGGCUGUGGCGACGAGGAGGAAGAGGAGAGCAUCAUGGACACAGUGAUGAAAUAUCUACCUGGCUCUCCGCAAGACAUGCUCAAGAAGUAG
Molecule: messenger RNA, 396 nt
Organism: Cottoperca gobio
Lineage: Eukaryota; Metazoa; Chordata; Actinopteri; Perciformes; Bovichtidae
Product: complexin-1-like
Exons: 3
Coding region: 1-396 (131 amino acids)
Biological process (GO): synaptic vesicle exocytosis; regulation of neurotransmitter secretion; neurotransmitter transport
Cellular component (GO): terminal bouton; SNARE complex
Molecular function (GO): syntaxin binding
Source: RefSeq, a predicted model, not a curated record